AUGGAAAUGAAGGCGUCUCCUGUGCUCGUGUUCUGUGUUUCUGUCACCCUUCACCUCGUCAUUGCUCAGCUACAGUUGCGCGUGCGCCCGUCGCCUAGCGACCACCUCCCGGUACCGGACCUGCACGAGGACCCGGACCCUGCGCUGCAACCGGGAGAGCGGGAUUUAUCCCCCCGGCUGCUGCGGCGAAAACUCGGCAGCAGUUUUGACCCUGUUUUCUCGUCUAUCGGUCCACCGACUCGAGGAAACGGCUCCGAAAUCCCCCGUGAGGAUGACCCUGGUGCACCCGGAGCGAUUCCACGUGAGUUCCAGCAGCUGAAUUUCACUGCUCUCAAAGUGGCGACGAAGACAGAGCGCAGGAUGCGCCGGUGGAUGUGGUCGUACACCCGGUGCCCAGUGCUGUCCAUGUGGAAAGACCUGGGCGUGCGUUUCUGGCCGCGAUACGUCAAAGAGGGACAAUGCUCGACCGAACGCUCGUGCUCUUUACCGGAGGGGAUGUUCUGUAAACCGGUGCAGUCCGUGAGCGUCACCCUACUCCGGUGGCACUGCCAGCAGGGCUCGCGCGCGCUCAAGCGAUGCGCAUGGAUACGCGCGCACUACCCGGUGAUCUCACAGUGCGCCUGCGCGUGCUGA
This is a messenger RNA of Danio rerio (zebrafish), 633 nucleotides long. It is a transcript of the gene nog5, whose product is annotated as noggin 5. The record is from RefSeq and is marked validated. Gene Ontology annotation, cellular component: extracellular region. Gene Ontology annotation, biological process: osteoblast differentiation; dorsal/ventral pattern formation; negative regulation of cell differentiation. Lineage: Eukaryota; Metazoa; Chordata; Actinopteri; Cypriniformes; Danionidae.